Molecule: messenger RNA, 2427 nt
Organism: Magnolia sinica
Lineage: Eukaryota; Viridiplantae; Streptophyta; Magnoliopsida; Magnoliales; Magnoliaceae
Product: GTP cyclohydrolase 1
Exons: 2
Coding region: 789-2270 (493 amino acids)
Biological process (GO): tetrahydrofolate biosynthetic process; tetrahydrobiopterin biosynthetic process
Cellular component (GO): cytoplasm
Molecular function (GO): GTP cyclohydrolase I activity; GTP binding; zinc ion binding
Source: RefSeq, a predicted model, not a curated record
AUCCCUCUCUUUCUGUCCUUCUCUCCGCCAAACCUGGGCCCACCACAGCCCUCGGUUCCUCCACCAAACCAAGGUGGGCCCCACCACCUCUCCUUUCUCCAACCUCUAGCUUGUACAGUCGCUCUCUCUCUCUCUCUCUCUCUCUCUGGAGGGGACAAGGCGUUGUAGAGUUGCGGCAGCCGCACGAUAAUUCGAUCCUCCAAAAAGUGCUGACCCUAUAAUCUCAGGCCCUCCAAUUACCAAAAAGAAGACAACCCACAUGUGGGGCCCACCACGUACAGAGGUCCACACAUUUCAAAGAGCAACGGCAGCCCUCCAAUUCACUCUAUCUCUCCCCUUUUGUAUAUAAAUUCCAACCCCAAACCCUUCCCUGUCUCUCACACCGACAGUCGUGUUGCAUUUCACUUCUGUUUUUUUUUUCCUUUUCUUCAACUGUUGCCUGUCUUUAACUAAUCUCUGUCUUGUUUUUUCAUUUGGGUGCCGUUGAUAUCUCAAUAUUCUUCAGUUUCUUCAUCUGGGUGUCUUUGAUUUUUCCAUUUUUCUAUCAAUUUCAAUCGGUCUUUCAUCUGGGUGUUUUUGAUUUCUCAAUUUCAAUCCGUUUUUUCAUCAGGGUGUCUUUGAUUUCUCAAUUUCAAUCGAUUUUUUUUCAUCUGGGGUCUUUGAUUUUUUUCGUUCCUAUUCGGUUUCUUAAUCUCGGUGGGAUUUCUCAAUAUAUUCCUUUUUAAUCUCUCUCUCUCUCUCUCUCUCUCUCUCUCUCUCUCUCUCUCUCUCUCUCUCUCUCUCUCUUAAUGGGCGCCUUGGAUGAGGGGCAUCUCGACGAGGAGCUGGAGUAUGGAGUGAAGCUAGGAUUUGUAGAGCUUGGUUCGGAUAAUGAACUAGAAACAGCUGCUAUCGAGGAUGCUGUGAAGGUUCUAUUGCAGGGUUUGGGGGAGGAUUCCAGUAGAGAAGGUCUCAGGAAGACACCUCUGCGUGUCGCCAAGGCCCUCCGUGAAGGAACCAAAGGUUACAGACAGGAGGUCAACGAUAUCGUCCGUGGUGCAUUGUUUCCAGAAGCUGGCUUGGAUGGUGCGGUCGGCCAUGCAGGUGGGGCCGGUGGGCUCGUGGUGGUUCGAGACAUAGACCUCUUCUCAUACUGCGAAUCUUGCUUGCUUCCAUUCAAGGUCCAAUGCCAUGUUGGUUACGUCCCGUCCGGGCAACGAGUUGUGGGCCUAAGCAAGCUUUCAAGGGUGGCAGAUGUAUUUGCCAAGAGGCUACAAGAGCCUCAAAGACUCGCGGAUGAAGUGUGUGCGGCUUUGCACGACAGCAUCAAGCCAGCUGGUGUCGCUGUGACCCUAAGAUGUUGGCACAUCCAGUUCCCAUUGGCAGAAAGGAGCAGUACGAACCUGAGCCACCCGACAAAAAGGGACAUGCAAGGAUGGGCCCAGGUUUCCGUAUUUUCCCGUUCUGGAGUUUUUGAACAUGAAAACAGUGAUUCUUGGGGCGACUUCUCAGCUCUUCUCAAGUUCAGAGGUGUAAACAUGGAGCUGGACCCGACACAAUCAUCUGUCAGCCAAUGUUGGUGCCCAUCUAGGCAUCAGGAGGUGCCGACGUGCAACGGGCAUUCCGUGAGGAACCAAUCGAACGGUAGGAUUUCUGCCAAACAAGGAUCAGCCCAUCCUGCCAUGAUCACUGCAGUAGCUUCGAUACUCCACUCGUUGGGUGAAGACCCUUCAAGGAAAGAGCUCGUGGGCACCCCUCAUCGCUUCGUGCAGUGGCUGAUGAACUUCAAGAGAUCCAACAUGGAGAUGAAGCUGAACGGCUUCAGUUUCUGCCGAAUGGCCCCACAAAAUCUCAAUCUGCAUAACAGAACAGGUCAUGUUGGCUGUGAUCGAAAUGCAGUCCAAUCGGAGCUGAACCUCCCGUUCUGGUCGCAGUGCGAGCAUCACCUUCUGCCAUUCCAUGGUGUGGUGCAUAUAGGCUACUUCCAUGCUGAAGAAUCUGAAGUUGUUGAGCGGCCCAUCUUGCAAUCGAUAGCACAUUUCCAUGGCUGCAAGCUCCAAGUGCAAGAGAGGCUCACCCGGCAGAUUGCAGAAACGGUUUCUUCUAUUGUGGGCGGAGAUGGCGUAAUGGUGGUGGUGGAAGCCAACCACAUCUGCAUGAUCUCGAGAGGGAUUGAGAAGGUGGGAAGCAGCACGGCCACGAUCGCUGUAUUGGGUCAGUUUUCAACGGACCCGGUGGCCAAGGCAAUGUUUCUACAGACGGUUUCAAACAGCACGGCUCCUGGGGGAUGAACUCAAGGGCAUUCCUCUUCAUUUCAGUUUUCAUUCUCAUAUCUUAUUUGAAAUAUUUGCCUUGGUUUUUUUUCUCCCUGGCGGGCCCCACCGGCCGUGACCAGAAUAAGUUCUAAUCAGGUAGCCUAACCUUGCUUGAAUGGGUGGCAAUCUGCAA